CAACAAAAACAAAUCUUUAAAAAUAAAGUUAAUACAAUAAGUGAAAGGAAUUCAUUCUACACAUUUUUCAAAGGUCUAGGUGAAAGUGCAAUUCUUGUUUUGGAUCGCGUGGAUGUCUACUUUUUUCUGAAAUUUGAAAAUGAUUCAUGUAAGCAUUUCAACUAUUCUGUGGUGCGAUUGCUAUCAUUUCUGAGCUACUCCUUAUUCAGGCACUACUGAAGACAGCUAUAGACAAAGCCCACGGUUUCACGUGGGGUGAUGAAGUUACUGUAGCUGCUUUAAAUUAGAGGAAAAAACAAGUCUAUUACUGGUAAAUACUGGGACAGAUGCAUUGACCGACACAAAAGAACGGAUUGAAGACAGCGCUGAAGUAAUUUACAUGGAAUUAAUUAUGGUGUCAUUCGGCAAGGGAGACACACGCAUAACGUACGGCGGUAUGGAGUCCAGUACCGGUAUACUAAAUGAUUCAAAAUAAUGUCUGAGUGACACUGAAUUUAAAUUUCACAACUUUUAAAAUACUGUUUUGGGUGGGGAGAAGAACGAAAGAAAGAAAAGAAAAGCUAGACAAGUGCAACAAGACGCGCGCAGUGACAGCUAAGGGUUAUCAAAAAAAAAGUUUAUUUGUAAACAUAGCAAUAAGGAUUCAGCGAUGAAGAACAGAGGCGGUUACGUAGACAACAGGCUCAAGCAGCGAGUCAAACAGUAUUUGAGGAACAGCACCAGCCCGUUUACAGACAUGUCCGUCAUGGCAGCUGAUCUGCAGAGAAUGUACAGAACAGACUAUGGACGGCGGAAAAGAAAUGCUUUCAGGAUCCAGUUAGAGAAAGUGCACACAGUGUUAUGCACCGAGUCUGACCUUUCAGCCUUAGAGGGGGAACACCUGGCUAAAAGGGCAAGGCAUAGCCAAGGAGCUGAUGGGGAGGAAGACAGCUUCAUGGAGGACUCCACAGACAAUGAUGAUCAGCCUGAAUACCCGCCCACCAAUCACAUGAACAACUCCCUGAUGUCCCUGUACCAGAAGGGAGCUCCGGAUUCUGUGUCUCUACCAAAAGAUCAGCCAGCACCCAGCAGCACGCCCUCCAAGACACCGGGGGGCACCAGGGUCUCGCAGGGCGGCUGGUUCAUCGAUCUGGAAACUCAGGAGGCACCCAACUCUGAGAAGUCCCUUCUGGAAACAGAUACAAAGAAAAAAGGGAAGAUGAAGCAAGGAAAGAGAAGAAAAGAGGGUGAGGCCAGGGAAAUAGAUGGAGAGAUCGAAUCCAGUAUAAUGAACAAGAAAGACAAGCUCAAAGCUCCAGAGCUGCAGUACUCCACUGUGAAGUUUGAAGAUGUAGGAGGCAACGAAGAGACCAUAAAGGAGGUGUGCAAGAUGCUAAUUCACAUGCACCACCCUGAAGUGUACCAGCAGCUGGGGGUGGUCCCGCCCCGGGGGUUCCUCCUCCAUGGGCCGCCAGGCUGCGGGAAGACUCUGCUCGCUCAGGCCAUCGCGGGGGAGAUGGAGCUGCCAAUGUUGAAGGUCGCUGCCACAGAGAUGGUGUCAGGUGUUUCAGGAGAAUCUGAGCAGAAGCUAAGGGAGCUCUUUGAUCAAGCUGUGACCAGUGCUCCGUGCAUCCUGUUCAUUGAUGAAAUUGACGCCAUCACCCCAAAACGAGAAGUGGCGUCGAAGGACAUGGAGCGACGAAUGGUGGCUCAGCUCCUAACCUGCAUGGAUGAUCUCAAUGCUCUUGCAGCCACGGCACAGGUCAUGGUUAUUGGAGCCACGAACCGACCAGACUCUCUUGACCCGGCACUGAGGCGAGCUGGACGCUUUGACAGGGAGAUCUGCCUGGGGAUCCCCGACGAAGGAGCCAGAGUGAGAAUCCUGCGAACACUAUGUCGGAAGCUGAAGCUCCCAGAAUCCUUUGACUUUCAGCAGCUGGCCCACCUGACUCCAGGUUACGUCGGUGCGGACCUGAUGGCCCUGUGCCGGGAGGCGGCCAUGAGCGCGGUGAACCGAGUCCUUAUUGAGGUGCAGGAGCAGAGCAGUCAGGCAGCAGCAGCGGGGAGGCAGCCUGACCUCUUUAGCACAGAGCCAGUGGAGCCAGAGCGACCCGUUGUCCCAAAUCAGCAACCAGAAACCACAGAAGAGCCCAUCCUAUCUACCUCUCCGGUCCGGCAGACAGAGCUGCGCAGGCUGCUGGGGCUGCUGAAGGAGCACACCCCCCUUUCAGAGGAGCAGCUGGAGAAGUUGCGCAUCGAGAUGGAGGAUUUCACUGGCUCACUGUGCAGCAUCCAGCCGUCCGCCAAGAGGGAAGGUUUUGCCACCGUCCCUGACGUCACGUGGGCCGACAUCGGUGCCCUGGAGGAGAUCCGCCAAGAGCUCACCAUGGCCAUCUUGGCUCCUGUUCGCAAUCCCGACCAGUUUAAAGCUCUGGGUCUCACUGCACCAGCUGGGGUGCUUCUUGCUGGGCCCCCAGGCUGUGGUAAAACCCUGCUUGCUAAGGCUGUUGCCAAUGAAUCAGGUUUGAACUUCAUCUCUGUAAAGGGUCCAGAAUUGUUAAACAUGUACGUGGGAGAGAGCGAGCGCGCUGUGAGGCAGGUUUUCCAGAGAGCCCAAAACUCCGCCCCCUGUGUCAUCUUUUUCGAUGAGAUUGAUGCUCUUUGUCCCCGAAGGUCCGACCAUGAGUCAGGGGCAAGCGUGCGUGUGGUCAACCAGCUGCUUACUGAGAUGGAUGGACUGGAGACUCGCAAGCAGGUUUUCAUCAUGGCUGCCACCAACAGGCCAGAUAUUAUGGACCCUGCUAUCCUUCGUCCGGGCCGGUUGGACAAAUUGUUGUACGUUGGGUUGCCCCCUCCCCAAGACAGAUUCGCCAUCCUUCAGACCAUCACCAAAAGUGGUAAGAGGCCUCCGCUGGAACCAGAUGUCAAUCUAGAAGAAAUAGCGCACGAUAAACGAAGUGACUGCUUCACAGGGGCUGACCUGUCCGCUCUGGUCAGAGAGGCUUCUAUCAAUGCUCUGCGGGGACACCUCUGUCUCCAGACUCCUGCAGCAACCAACGCUCCAGUGGCUGAGAUCACGGUUAGCCGGCAGAACUUUGAAGAUGCUUUUAAGAAAGUGAAACCGUCCGUAUUAAAAAGGGACCAGCUAAUGUAUGACUUGUUGAAGGAGUCGCUGUGUGGAUGAAACAAUAAACAGCAAAACUGGACUUAAUAAAAGGAGCUUUAUAUCGCGUCCCAGGGUUCUGUCUCAGAGAG
This is a messenger RNA of Acipenser ruthenus (sterlet), 3234 nucleotides long. RefSeq names its product nuclear valosin-containing protein-like. The coding region runs from base 650 to 3163 and encodes 837 amino acids. The record is from RefSeq and is a predicted model, not a curated record. Gene Ontology annotation, biological process: ribosome biogenesis. NCBI's taxonomy places the organism in Eukaryota, Metazoa, Chordata, Actinopteri, Acipenseriformes, Acipenseridae. Gene Ontology annotation, cellular component: nucleus. Gene Ontology annotation, molecular function: ATP hydrolysis activity; ATP binding; preribosome binding. The transcript has 23 exons.